AUGAUGCCACUACAACUGAUUCGUCGUCUGUCAUUCAGACAUCGUAGGAAUCAUGAGAAUGCAGAGAAGAAUGCUACCGCUACAAUGCGCAAAGCGUCGUCGUGUAAAGGAUUGGGACGUGGUGGAGAGAAGGGGACAGGGCAUGUGGAGGACAAACCCCGCCUACCGGACGACUUACUCCUGCGCAUUGUCGAUCAAUGCGAUGCCAUCGAACAAAUCCGACUGAGAGCCGUCAACAAAGCGGUGAAGAAUCAUGUCGAUAGGAACAUUAAGAAGAUCACCCACCUCAGUGUCGAGAAACGCGAUAUCGACACGGCAUCGGGUAGAGGUUGGUCACGACAUCGACACGCUCAAGUGUCGUUGAAGAUGCGUCACAAUACAGCAAAAAUCGUGGUCGAUUCAAGGUAA
Messenger RNA from Cooperia oncophora, 408 nucleotides. Lineage: Eukaryota; Metazoa; Nematoda; Chromadorea; Rhabditida; Trichostrongylidae. The record is from the annotation of a GenBank genome assembly.